AUGGGUGUUGAGCAAGUUCUAAAGAGAAAGACUGGUGUUAUCGUCGGUGACGACGUGCGUGCUCUUUUCGACUACGCAAGAGCUAACAAGUUCGCUAUCCCAGCCAUCAACGUCACUUCUUCUUCCACUGUCGUUGCUGCCUUGGAAGCUGCUCGUGACAACAAGUCCCCAAUCAUCCUACAAACCUCCAACGGUGGUGCUGCCUACUUUGCUGGUAAGGGUGUCUCUAACGAGGGCCAAAACGCCUCCAUCAAGGGUGCCGUCGCCGCUGCUCACUACAUCAGAGCCGUCGCUCCAGCCUACGGCAUCCCAGUCGUGCUACACUCCGACCACUGUGCCAAGAAGCUAUUGCCAUGGUACGACGGCAUGCUAGAGGCUGACGAGGCAUACUUCAAGCAACACGGCGAACCUCUUUUCUCCUCCCACAUGUUGGAUCUUUCCGAAGAAACCGACGACGAAAACAUCGCCACCUGUGUCAAGUACUUCAAGAGAAUGGCCGCCAUGGGCCAAUGGCUAGAAAUGGAAAUCGGUAUCACCGGUGGUGAGGAAGACGGUGUCAACAACGAGGACGUCUCUCCAGACUCCUUGUACACCCAGCCUGCACAAGUGUACGCCGUCUACGAAGCCCUAAGCCCAAUCUCUCCAAACUUCUCUAUCGCCGCCAGUUUCGGUAACACCCACGGUGUGUACAAGCCAGGUAACGUGAAGUUGAGACCAGAGAUCUUGGCAGACCACCAAAAGUACACUGCUGAGAAGGCCGGUACCAAAGAAGCCAAGCCAUUGUACUUGGUCUUCCACGGUGGUUCCGGUUCUUCCGUCGAGGAAUUCAGAACUGGUAUCGACAACGGUGUCGUCAAGGUCAACGUCGACACCGACUGUCAAUACGCUUACCUAGAGGGUAUCAGAGACUACGUGUUGAACAAGAAGGACUACAUCUCCUCAAUGAUCGGCAAUCCCUCGGGACCAGACGCUCCAAACAAGAAGUACUUUGACCCAAGAGUCUGGGUCAGAGAGGGUGAAAAGACCAUGUCCAAGAGAAUCGCUAUUGCUUUGGAAGACUUCAGAACUAUCAACACUUUGUAA
Torulaspora globosa is the source of this 1083-nucleotide messenger RNA. It is a transcript of the gene FBA1, whose product is annotated as fructose-bisphosphate aldolase FBA1. Gene Ontology annotation, molecular function: fructose-bisphosphate aldolase activity; zinc ion binding. The transcript has a single exon. Gene Ontology annotation, cellular component: cytosol. The record is from RefSeq and is a predicted model, not a curated record. Gene Ontology annotation, biological process: glycolytic process; gluconeogenesis. NCBI's taxonomy places the organism in Eukaryota, Fungi, Ascomycota, Saccharomycetes, Saccharomycetales, Saccharomycetaceae. The coding region runs from base 1 to 1083 and encodes 360 amino acids.